Messenger RNA from Entelurus aequoreus (snake pipefish), 6711 nucleotides. RefSeq names its product exocyst complex component 3-like 2b (gene exoc3l2b). Gene Ontology annotation, biological process: exocytosis; exocyst localization. The transcript is spliced from 16 exons. Bases 1814 to 4408 code for a protein of 864 amino acids. The record is from RefSeq and is a predicted model, not a curated record. NCBI's taxonomy places the organism in Eukaryota, Metazoa, Chordata, Actinopteri, Syngnathiformes, Syngnathidae. Gene Ontology annotation, molecular function: SNARE binding. Gene Ontology annotation, cellular component: exocyst.
ACACACCUUCUCAUUUCAAUGCGUUUUCUUUAUUUUCAUAACAAUCAUUUUAACUUAACAUUGUAUAUUGUCACUGAAGGCAUCCCAACUAUGACACUUGUGAAUUGAAACCCCUUUCAGGUGACUUCCUCUUGAAGCCCAUCGAGAGAAUGCCAAGAGUGUGCAAAACAGUAAUCAGAGCAAAGGGUGGCUACUUUGAAGAAACUAGAAUAUAAAACAUGUUUUCAGUUAUUUCACCUUUUUUUGUUAAGUACAUAACUCCACAUGUGUUCAUUCAUAGUUUUGAUGCCUUCAGUGACAAUCUACAAUGUUAAGUUAAAGUACCCAUGAUUGUCACACACACACUAGGUGUGGCGAAAUUAUUCUCUGCAUUAGACCCAUCACCCUUGAUCACCCCCUGGGAGGUGAGGGGAGCAGUGGGCAGCAGCAGUGGCUGCGCCCGGGAAUCAUUUUUGGUGAUUUAACCCCCAAUUCCAACCCUUGAUGCUGAGUGUCAAGCAUCAAUCAAUCAAUCAAUGUUUAUUUAUAUAGCCCUAUAUCACAAGUGUCUCAAAGGGCUGCACAAGCCACAACGACAUCCUCGGUACAAAGCCCACAUAAGGGCAAGGAAAACUCACCCCAGUGGGACGUCGAUGUGAACCUUGGAGAGGACCGCAUAUGUGGGUAACCCCCCCCCUCUAACAGGGAGGUAAUGGGUCCCAUUUUUAUAGUCUUAAAUAGUCAUCAACGCAUUGAAUGAGAAGAUGUGUCCAAACCUUUGGCCUGUACUGUAUAUAUAUAUAUAUUUUUUAUUUUUUUUUAUUUUUUAUUUUUUAUUUUUUUUACUUUCAACACUAAAAUAUCUGAUCAACUUCAGAUUUAUCUGUUGAUGGAACGUUUAAUUUUUAAAAAUAUUUUAUGCCUUUUUUGUCAAAGAAAACCAUGUUUUUUUAUGACGAAAACACAAAAUAUACAAUAUUUUCCACACAUUUUUUUUUUUCCAAAUUGAAUAUUUGAUGUGAAAUAAUUGGGGCCUUGAAUAGGCAAAUAAUCCAUCCAUCCAUUUUCUACCGCUUGUCCCUUUUUUGCAUAACAAAAUUGAAGUUGAUUCAUUAUUGCUUUUUGAACAAUGACAGUUUAAAAAAAAAUAAAAAAAUCAGACUAAAGGUUAAAAGGCCCCCACUCAUAACAAGGUUGAAAAAGUCACAUGUCCAUAUAUAUUAUUUUUACUUUCUGUAUGUCAACUUCAGAUCUGUCAAUUAUAAAUGUGUCAUUAUCUUUUAAGCAAUGCCCCUUUGUGUUAUUAGAGUCAUUAUUGCAACAUUUUAUUGCUACGUUACACCUGUUUGCUCUUUUAUUCCACCUUUUUAUGUGUUUUUUGUUUAUUUAUUUAGCUGUGGGCGGCACUUUGGACACCCCUGCAUUAAAACAAUGGCUAAUACAUCACAGCAUGGCGACAUGCCCCCUAGUGGCAAAACUUGUGUGUGUGUGUGUGUGUCAAUAGGGGAGGAAGAGGAAAGGAUGACCAUUUCCUGUUGCAGCUAGAAAAUAAAGCAAACAGGAAAUGAGGAGCAGAAGUCUCCAAGAGCCCAACGAGGCGCCAAAGGAGACGAUUAGGAACCAGCCCCGCGAGCAGAAGCAGCACCUGAAGGAAACUCCGGUUGGAGCGAGGAGAAGAAGAAGAAGAAGGGCGCAGGAGAGGAGCAUCAUCUGGCAUCCUGGUGGCGAGAUGUUGGCGUGCUGAAGGAACCAUCUUGGAAUAUUGCUGUCAUCAUCUACAAAGAAAGAAAAAGGCAGGUUCCUCCUCCCCUCUUUCCCCUCCCCCCGUGCCACCAUGCCCAUCCUCAAGAACCUGCCGGUGCGACUGAAGGGCGGCGGUCCGACCCUCGACAACGCUUUGUUCAUCCGCAGGAUGAGCCUCAACAUCAACCCCCACCAUCACACCCCCUACGACCACGACGACGACGACGGCGGCCCUGGCAACCACUGGUCGCCGGGCGGCUCCUUCCUGGACGGCAACGUUCCGGGGGACCGUAACCCCUUUGAGGACGAGGAGGAUGAGAACGAGGCCAACGAGGGCAAGAAGGGCAAAGGGGGCUCAAGGAAGGGCUCCUUCAAGAUCAAGUCCCCCCUGAAGAGUUUGGGAAAGCUGGGGAAGACCCUGAGGAUGUCGGUGCGCAGCAAAGACAGUGCCGCGUCCUCGCCGCAGGGGUCACCGCAGGGGACGCCGUCGCCUGCGGAAAAGAAGAAAGGAGGCAGGCGGAGCUCGGAGGGAAGUCUGCUUAGGUUUGCGGGCAAAUACCGCGACACCCUCAGCUUCCGCACCAACGGCGAGCUCAACUGUUCGGAGAGCGAGUGCGACUCCAGCAGCCGCCGCGUGUCUUUCAUGAAGAUGGUGGGCUUGGGGAAGAUGAAGAGGGAGUCCGGGGCCGACCACUCGUCGCAGGGCCCCGAGGAGCAGCCGGUGCACAAGGAGCCGGAAGAGGAGGUCAAGCCCAGGGAGCCACUGUCAGUUCUAGAGAUCCUGCAGCUGGUCAAGAAGCGGGACCUCGUCUUGGCCGACACUCACAUCCUGGAGCUGGAGCAGGAAUGUAAUGGGUCGGACGGCGGCACGCAGCCGGAGGACCUGUGCAGCCCGAGCGUCAAAGAUGGCGGCCGCAGGAAGGCGAAGGACGUGGAGCUGCUGUACGAGGAGCUGCAGAAGGAGCUGUGGGCCGUGGUGAGGGAAUCGCUGCGGUCGCCCACAGCCGGGCCCAACCUGGGCCUGGUGGUUCAGGUGCUGCAGCAGGAAGAGCAGACUGAUCGGGACCGGGCCUGCAGCGAGGCGGCGGCGGCGGGGCCCAGACCGCGGCAGCUGAAGCAGCGCUGGAAGGAGGCGGUCGAGGAUGCCGCCGACAGUUCCCUGCCCCAGAAAGCCGAGUUCACAGCUGGAGAGCUGGCGGGGUACCUGGACCGCAUUCGAGUCCGCGUGGUGGAGGACCUGGGGGCCGCCAAGAGGAACGUGGUGUCCAUUUACCCCGAUGAGUACCGCGCCCUGCAGGUGUACAUGCAGAGCUACCACAAGGCGGUUGCUAAGCGACUGCAGUCCAUUACCGACCAACAACUGGAGAUCACCGACAUUUACUCCCUGCUGGACUGGCUGCACAACAUCUACAACAGGGAUGUUCUGGCAAAGGUGUGCAUCUUGGACCCUCUCAGUGCCUCUCAGCUCCAACCCCUGCUGCCCCCGGAAACGCUGGACAGACUGGAACAGGACUGUCUCAACUCAGUGCGGGCUAAAGUGACCACCGAGCUGAGUCAGGUGCUGGAUGACGAGGAGAAGCGGUGGUUUGAGAUGCUGCACGUCGAGGAGUACCACAUAACUCUGGCCAAGACCAUCAUACAGAGGCUGCAGGUUGACCUGGAACGUUCCGCCUCCAUCAACAGGAGUUUGGGUUCCAGAGUGGCUCAGUGCAGCCUCAACGGCCUGGCAGACUUCCUCUACAGCUUCCAGCGUAAAGUGGAGAUGUUUCACGAAGGCAUGCAGAGCGGAAUGUUUGGAGAACACGAGGACGGAUACGUGUCCAGAACUGUCGCGCUGGUCAACUGCUGUCCGCCCUUCAGAGGUUUCGUGCAGCGAUGCGCUCAGUGCGAGCCGGCGGCCAGUGAGGACUCUCUGAGGCGGGCCGACAAAGCUUUGGACCACAUCGUCCAGCAGGGGGUCCGAGUUCUCUCUGAGCGCCUGUUCCUGCACAUCCGGCCUUUCUUCGAGCGUCUGGUGAAGAGGAAGUGGCUGAGCAACACGGAGCCGUACGAGCAGAUAGAAGCUGUGAUCAAAGAACACUUCAAGAAAUAUCACAGGAUGGACAAUCCACCUUACCAGCUCCUCGCGGCGGAGGUCCAUCGGCGCGUGGUGAUGGAAUAUCUUCGCUCGGUCAUGCGAGGGCGAAUCAUCUGCACGUCGCUGAAGAUGAGGAAGAGGAUGGCGGGCCGCCUCCGAGACGAAGGCAGGGACAUCAAAGUCCUCUUCAAGGACCUGGAGUCUCCAUCGAGCUGGCUGGACGGCGCUCUGUCUCACAUCUCAGAGGUGAUCCAGCUGGAGGACGUCCCGUCCAUCCAGAUGGAGGUGGGAGUUCUGGUGCGGGAGUUUCCAGACGUCAGGAAGAAACACGUGUCGGCCAUUUUGAACAUCCGGGGCAUGACCCGGCAGCGGGAGCGCCAGGAGAUCCUCAACAUCGUCAAGGACAUCGAGAGCAACGACGGCGGUCUGGCCCGGCUGUCCAGGGACCGCGCCCUCUUCUCCGAGGUUCCGGUCACUUCCGAGGUCCACUGCCUGAACGUCGGCCUGAGCCGCGUCGCCCUCACCGCCUCUUCCUGCUUGGCCACGCUGCGGCCACGCCGACGUAAAGCCCGCACGUCAGUCCACGAGAACCCGGAUGAUGUUCUCUAAAGCGCCUGGAUCCGUUUUGGACCAGCAGCCUCUUAGCUUGCUUCUGUUCUGUAACACGACUGACUUAUAAAAGUUCUAAAAACUUUUUAGAUCUUCUAUUGCAGGGGUGGGGAACCUGCGCCUUUAAUCCGGCCAUCCACGCGAUUCUACUAAACAAUAACAUUUUCUUUGAUUAUUUCUUAAAUUCAGUAUAAAUAAAGGUUCCCUACCCAUGUUCUACUGGUUCUGUUUACAAACCCCGUUUCCAUAUGAGUUGGGAAAUUGUGUUAGAUGUAAAUAUAAACGGAAUACAAUGAUUUGCAAAUCCUUUUCAACCCAUAUUCAGUUGAAUAUGCUACAAAGACAACAUAUUUGAGGUUCAAACUGAUAAACAUUUUUUUUGUUGCAAAUAAUCAUUAACUUUAGAAGGCGAGGGUCACCACUUUGUCAACAAAUGCGUGAGCAAAUUGUUGAACAGUUUAAGAAAAACAUUUCUCAACCAGCUAUUGCAAGGAAUUUAGGGAUUUCACCAUCAACGUCCGUAAUAUCAUCAAAGGGUUCAGAGAAUCUGGAGAAAUCACUGCACGUAAGCAGCUAAGCCCGCGACCUUGGAUCCCUCAGGCUGUACUGCAUCAACAAGCAACAUCAGUGUGUAAAGGAUAUCACCACAUGGGCUCAGGAACACUUCAGAAAUCCACUGUCCGUACCUACUGUUGGUCGCUACAUCUGUAAAUGCAAGUUAAAACUCUCCUAUGCAAGGCGAAAACCGUUUAUCAACAACACCCAGAAACACCGUCGGCUUCGCUGGGCCUGAGCUCAUCUAAGAUGGACUGAUACAAAGUGGAAAAGUGUCCUGUGGUCUGACGAGUCCACAUUUCAAAUUGUUUUUGGAAACUGUGGACGUCGUGUCCUCCGGACCAAAGAGGAAAAGAACCAUCCGGAUUGUUAUAGGCGCAAAGUUGAAAAGCCAGCAUCUGUGAUGGUAUGGGGGUGUAUUAGUGCCCAAGACAUGGGUAACUUACACAUCUGUGAAGGCACCAUUAAUGCUGAAAGGUACAUACAGGUUUUGGAGCAACAUAUGUUGCCAUCCAAGCAACAUUACCAUGGACGCCCCUGCUUAUUUCAGCAAGACAAUGCCAAGCCACGUGUUACAUCAACGUGGCUUCAUAGUAAAAGAGUGCGGGUACUAGACUGGCCUGCCUGUAGUCCAGACCUGUCUCCCAUUGAAAAUGUGUGGCGCAUUAUGAAGCCUAAAAUACCACAACGGAGACCCCCGGACUGUUGAACAACUUAAGCUGUACAUCAAGCAAGAAUGGGAAAGAAUUCCACCUGAGAAGCUUCAAAAAUGUGUCUCCUCAGUUCCCAAACGUUUACUGAGUGUUGUUAAAAGGAAAGGCCAUGUAACACAGUGGUGAACAUGCCCUUUCCCAACUACUUUGGCACGUGUUUCAGCCAUGAAAUUCUAAGUUAAUUAUUAUUUGCAAAAAAAAAAUAAAGUUUAUGAGUUUGAACAUCAAAUAUCUUGUCUUUGUAGUGCAUUCAAUUGAUUAUGGGUUGAAAAGGAUUUGCAAAUCAUUGUAUUCCGUUUAUAUUUACAUCUAACACAAUUUCCCAACUCAUAUGGAAACGGGGUUUGUAGAUGGGCUAAUUGUAUGCUAAGUGGAUCCAGUUGGAAAAGCACCUGCAGUUCCGAUAGUGGCCACUAGACUGACGCCUCCAGAUGUCUGAAUGAGGACUGCGUUCAUGUUUCCCUCCCUCAGUUGGACCUUCUUCCCUGCAGGGACUGUGGAAGCACUUUAAGCCAGGACCCAAACGGGAACGUGGUCCCCGAUUGAGCGCUGAGACCGCCGGGAUGCAUCUUUGUUGUAUGUUGCACGAGAGAAAAAGAAAAAGUAGAACUGUAUAAAUCAGGUACUAGACGACCAUGUGACCAGUCUGAUUGUAUUUAAAACAACAAUGAUGGUGUUCAGAAAGAUUGAUCAUGUUUUGGUGGUUAACUAAUCCUAAUGUUGGACUUUAUUGAUCAGGGUUUGGAUGCAGAACAAUAUGAUCGCUCAUUGACUUAUGAUGAUACAUUUUUUUGUGUACAAUCAGCCACACUCAGAUUUACAAACUAUCUUUUAAAGAAUCAACGACAUUCUGACUUAAAAUGUGGAAGUAAACCAGGUUGAUUCAUGUUGGUGGAAUUAUUUCCAUAUAGAUUGUUGUUUCUCCCCACCAUUAGGCACUUUCCGGAAUAAAAUUCAGGUGAAAGUUGACUCGCCUUAGAACUGAUUUGACAAUGCUGUAUAUGUUUGACAGCAAUUAAUGACAAUAAAACAGAU